CAACCGAGCUGGUACCUCUGAGAGCUGUAGGACCAUCUCUCAGAGCAAUGGAUCCUUGGGGACUCACUACUACUGCCCUCCUGGCUUGUGUUGUUUUCCUGAUCUUAUCACUAUGGAACCAAGGAUUCAAAAGGGGGAAGCUCCCACCAGGUCCCACUCCUCUUCCCUUUAUUGGCAACAUUCUGCAAUUGGAUUUCAAAAACAUCACUACAUCAUUUUCACAGUUGGCUGAAAAAUAUGGCCCCAUCUAUACUCUUUAUAUUGGAACCCAGCCUGUUGUGGUGCUACAUGGAUAUAAUGUUAUGAAGGAAGCUUUAAUUGAUCAAGGAGAUGUUUUUAUGGAGAGAGGAGAUAUACCAAUAUUUGAAGAUUUAGCCAGAGGACAAGGACUUGUUUUCAGUCAUGGCGAGCGGUGGAAACAAAUCCGCAGAUUUUCUCUCAUGACCCUAAGGAACUUCGGAAUGGGGAAAAGAAGCAUUGAACAAAGAGUUCAAGAAGAAGCCCAAUGUUUGGUGCAGGAGCUCAGGAAAACAAAGGGUCAGCCCACUGAUCCCACGUUCAUCCUUAGCUGUGCCCCAUGCAAUGUGAUCUGCUCUAUUCUUUUCCGUGAUCGAUUCAAGUACAAUGAUGAGAAAUUUCUAUAUCUGAUGAACUUGUUCAAUGAAAACUUUCAUCUCUUUAACAAACCAUGGAUUCAGCUCUACAACUUUUUACCAGCAUUCAGAGCAUACCUCCCAGGAGAACAUAAAAGAAUUUUUAAAAUUUUAGAGGAAAUUAAACGUUUCAUUUUGGAAAGAGUGAAGGAGCACCAAAAGAUACUGGACCCCAACAACCCACAAGACUACAUUGACUGCUACCUCUCCAAAAUGCAGCAGGAAAAAGAUAAUCCACAGUCUGAAUUUGAUUUGGAGAAUCUAGCAAUGACUGCAGCAGAUUUAUUUGGUGCAGGAACAGAGACAACGAGCAGCACUCUGAGAUAUGGCCUGCUGCUCAUUCUGAAACAUCCUGAGGUCCAAGCAAAAAUUCAUGAGGAAAUUAAUCGUGUGAUUGGACAUAAUCGAGUUCCUUCCAUAAAGGACAGACAAGAUAUGCCCUAUAUGGAUGCUGUGGUGCAUGAGGUGCAAAGAUUCAUUGACCUCCUGCCUCUGAACCUGCCUCAUGCAGUGACUCGGGACAUCCAAUUCCAACAAUAUGUACUCCCCAAGGGCACAACAAUCUACCCCCUGCUCUCUCCAGUCUUGUAUGACAGCAAAGAGUUUCCCAGCCCUGAUCAGUUUGACCCACAGCACUUCCUGGAUAGGAAUGGGAAAUUCAAGAAAAGUGACCACUUCAUGCCAUUUUCUAUCGGGAAACGGUCCUGUGCCGGAGAGGGCCUGGCGAGGAUGGAGUUAUUUUUAUUCCUUACUACCAUUCUACAGAAUUUCACCCUCAAACCUGUUGGGGAUCCAAAGGAAAUUAGUAUCAAGAGCAAUUACGUUGGGAUCACCAACGUUCCACCACAUUACCAAUUAUGCUUUCUUCCUCAUUAAGGAAGAACAAAAAGUUGAUGUGGUAAAUUAAGCAGUUGGUUUCAUCUUCUAUACUCAAUACUGUCCUGUUUUUAUUGUAAUUUCCUUGGAGGGAAAGAAAAAUUCCCACCUCUUGAUUAAAAUCAGUCUUAAAUUUCAGAGACAAGAGAGGCUUGUAGAAUCUCUUGUAUGUCAUUAUGUAAUAGGGGCUGUGUUAUAGCCAUUCAUGUGUAACCCUCUCACCAACAUUUGCAGCCCCAUCCUCAAUUCUAGAAUUAGGGUAUGGGGGAGAUAUGUAAAAUAUCAUCCCAAACCAUAUUAGUUUGUACUUUUCAGAUUUCCUCACCCGUGAUCUUGUUUUGUAUUGUAGAGUUCUUGUAGGUGAAUUUGGUGUACAAUCAACAGGGCUGUGUUGCUAAUAACUCCUGAUAUGCAAAUCUCUGCUUGGACUUCCAUACAUUGAUGAUUCAUGACUUCAAAGGUGGAAUGAUGAUAUGGAAGAAUUCCUGGCUUUGGGAGCAGAGGACCUGAGAUCAAUCCUAUCUGUAAUGAUAACCUGUGUGGCCUUGGGCAAGUCACUUCACCAUGUAUUCUCAUAUCAGCUUCUUCAUCUCUAUAAUGAAUGGGUUGGACCACGUGAGCUCAGAAUUCCCUAAUGAGUCUCCAUCUAUAAUACUUUGAUUAGUGGGGAUAGUCUAUUCAUCCAUGCUUUAGGUCCUAAUUCCAUCUCUCAUUUCACUUUCCUCUUUUCAGCAUAUUGCCUCAGUAGUGAACCAGUUACUUUUUAACCUGUCCUUCACUUUCAAAUACCUAUGUCCUAUGGAGACAUGCAUUUCCUUACCAAAUUCCAGCACAGAAUUAUUCCUGCUACUUGCCUUCUCUGUUACUAGAACCUUGCUACUAAACACAGAUCUCUUUUCCAACUGACUACUUCCUCUUUUCAGCAUCUAUUCUGAGAUUUCUCCCCUCUACUGAGGCCUUUCCCAUCAUUUCACUCAAUCCAUCACUCCCAUAAGAUUGAACUUAAUACAUAACUGAAAAAAACUGUCACUAUGCAUUGCUAAUGUAUUCUUUUCUAAAAUUCUUUCUUGUAAAUCACCUCUCCAUCAUCACACACCCACUUCCUUUCUUUUGUUCCAAUAUGAUAGAAGGGGUGGAGAGGAAAAAAAAAGGUAAAAUUUCUCCUUGCACCCUCAAGGCCCACUAUGUGGACCUUUGACCUUACCUACCCCUCUCUCCUCUGAGAGGUUGCACCCUCUAACCUCCACUGUCUUUUCCUAAUUUUCAAUUUCUCUUCAUGCACUGAUUCCUUUCCUACUGCUUUCAAAGAAAUGCACUUCUCCUUCAUCCUUAAACCAAACCAAACAAAUCAAAAAUCUCAUUCCCAGAGAUUCCCUGAUUGUUUCUCACUGUAUGUAUUUUUCUCAGUAAUCUUUCAACUCUGAAAUUACGAAAUAUGCCUUUUUGAAUAUCUGCUGAGUUAAGAACAGUUCCUUCAGUUCAGUGGAAAAGGAAGGUUUGCUUCAAUUUCUAGGAGGUGCAGGACAUCUGAUUCUUGAAUGACUGGAUUUUCAUCUCAAAGGUACAAGAAUUCUGAGUUACACAGAGCUAGCAGGAAAGCACCUGUCAAUGAUCUGUUCAGCCCCCAUUAUAUUGCCUUCAUCUUUCUUUCUUCCUUUCCAUGGCCAAACUUAUCAAAAAAAAACUAUCCCCAUUGGUUUCUUUCUUACCUCUUUGUGUCCCCUUUUGAUUUUUUCUCAGCAAUGAUCCUGGAGGGGUCUGCCAUUACUUCUCUACUUCCCUUAAUGGAUGAGGAACUCAGACAAACAGGGUCAAGUGCCUUGCCCAAGGUGACAUAUCUAGUAAGUCUCUGAGGCCAGAUUUGAACUCCGAAAAAUAAGUCUUUCUCAUUCUUAGUCUAGUGAUCUAUGCACUGCCUCACCUAGGUACAAAGAUCAACAACAGUGAGGAAUCAGAAGGGACUAUACAAUGAUACAGUAUUUAUACCUCUCAUCUGUAGCCCCAAGAAGCUGUAUCAAGUACAAUGGCCAAAUGCUGGUAAAACCAUCUUGGCACAUCAGCUAAACCAAGCUGAGUGUAACUGACAGGUCUCAAACCUGUUUGUGACUUAAGGGGAUGUCUACUCAAAGCAUAUAAAGACUUCCCCUAGUAGAAUGGAAGGAUGAGAACAAAUUGUUUUAAUGGCCAUGAAGGCAGCUGGGCCUUAGACAGACAUCAAAGAGGCCAAGGCCAUCUAAUGUAUCCUGAGCCAUCACCAGUUUUUCUGAUUUUUGUCUUGCCAUGGACUUUGAUGACACUGGAAGAGAGUAAAGCUGAUAAAUCCCUGAUUAAAGGCAAUCCAUAAAGAAGGCAAGACAUCACCCUAAGAUGUCAUUGGUCCCCUUCAAAAAGAAAGGAUGAACCACAAAUUACAUACUGAAAUGUAAAGAUAUUACCACUUCUCAAAUUCCUAAUGUCCUUAUGGGUCAUAGAAACUAUUGAACAAAGAGCUUGGAAAUGUUUUUGUUAUGUAUUGAUGACCACCAAAGAAGAAACAAAAGGGAGGAAACAGGAAUACCCUAGGGGAAACAGAUAGAGAUUGAUUGGGGAUGCUUUAUGUCAUAUAACUGAAAGGGGGAAAUAGAAGGUUUUAUACAGAUGAUGAAAGAUUUUGUAUUUCUGAACUUGUGGUUUAAAUAUGAAGAAUGGCAAACUCCUGGCUUAAGGAUAGCAUUCACGUCACAUGGACUGGUAAGGGUUUAUAUGCCUGUAGUCUUUGAAAUCUCUUCAAAAGGGAUUAAAAUUAAAAAUAAAGAGAGGGAAAGAAACUA
Trichosurus vulpecula (common brushtail) is the source of this 4339-nucleotide messenger RNA. Its product is annotated as cytochrome P450 2C23-like. Gene Ontology annotation, molecular function: oxidoreductase activity, acting on paired donors, with incorporation or reduction of molecular oxygen, reduced flavin or flavoprotein as one donor, and incorporation of one atom of oxygen; iron ion binding; heme binding. NCBI's taxonomy places the organism in Eukaryota, Metazoa, Chordata, Mammalia, Diprotodontia, Phalangeridae. The transcript has 9 exons. Gene Ontology annotation, cellular component: intracellular membrane-bounded organelle; cytoplasm. Bases 48 to 1529 code for a protein of 493 amino acids. The record is from RefSeq and is a predicted model, not a curated record. Gene Ontology annotation, biological process: xenobiotic metabolic process.